Molecule: messenger RNA, 4254 nt
Organism: Tetrapisispora phaffii CBS 4417
Lineage: Eukaryota; Fungi; Ascomycota; Saccharomycetes; Saccharomycetales; Saccharomycetaceae
Gene: TRM732
Product: tRNA methylation protein TRM732
Exons: 1
Coding region: 1-4254 (1417 amino acids)
Biological process (GO): tRNA methylation
Cellular component (GO): cytosol
Source: RefSeq, a predicted model, not a curated record
AUGGAUUCUGGACCUUCAGUCACUGAAACAAAAGUUUUAGAGGUGAAGAAGUACCUUAUCGAUAAUAACAUAGUCAAAGGUAAAAUUAAUGAUUUGGAUGUGGUUAAGGAUGUAUUAAAGAAAUAUCGCGGUUUCUUUGAUGUGUUAAUCGAACCUAUUUUGAAUAAAACGGAGGGUUUGAAUGAUCACACAAGAAUUUUGGUUAUAGAUUCAUUCUCGAUUUGGAUUCAGAGAUCUACACAAUAUAUUUGUAGCAAAAACCUUGACACAGAUGAUUACAUGAAAAGUAUGGUGGAAGAUAUGAUCACAAUUAAUGUCUGCAAUGACAUUUUCAUGUUCAUUAUUGACUUUUGGGCCGAUGGUGGGACCAUGCAGGUAAAUGCAUUAAGAGAUAUGUUUAAUAAGCUAUUGAAAUUGAUUAAGAUGAUAUACAGUGAACAAUCUAUAUCAUCUUUAUUGGAUGCAUGGUUAAAUAAAAUCAUUGAGAUACCGUCAACAUUGAAGGUUCAAUAUUAUUUCCUAGAUACUCUUUCAGUUGAACGUAUCGAUAUGUACAAAGUAUUAGAAAAUAAAAAAAGUUUUAUACACAAUUCCAUUUCGUUAAUGUGGUCUGAUUCCUUUGCCAAUCCUAUUGGUAAAGCUAUUUCUAGUUUAUUAAUAAAUGUUUUCAGGAAUCACUAUGAGAACAAUAUUAAAAAUUUGGAGUCUUGGUUAAAACUAUGGCAAAGUCCUGUGUCGACAUUUUUAAUGGAUAAAAGAUUCACCAAAGCAAUAGAAUUAUACAUACUAAUACCAUUGUUUAAAAAUAUGCCAAUUGAACUAUUCCCAAUGUUUAUUAAAUCGAUUUCAGGAGAUGAAUAUUUACAUCGAUUACUUCCAUUAUUAAAGAUUGGUAAAGAACUUGGUAUUGAAGAAGAACCUUUUGAGAACGAUAAAUUGAUCUCACUCAAUAAAAUUAAGAGCCUUUUACAACAAAAUGAAUACAAAUUAGAUACAUUCAAGAUAUUGACUAUUUCAACUAGAAAAUCAAGGGAAGUCCCUCCAUAUGUGUUGAACAUAAUUCAAGAUAUCUUAUAUAUAUUUUUCAAUGAUACUAAUGUUGAAACAAGGAACUAUUUCUGCAGUUCGUUCAAGAAUUUUAUCAUAAGGUUAAGAGAUUCUUCAUAUUCUUUAAAUAGAGACGCUUUAAAGUUGAGAAAGGCAAAUAAGUUUCCACAAGAACAAGAAGAAAAAUUUAUGGCAAUUAAGAGGAUAGAAGAGUUCUUUAACUGGUUAGUAAAUUAUCUUUUUACACAAUUGGCGCCAGGAGCUCAGUAUCAUAGAUCGGAUCUAGCAUUUAACAUUGUUUCGUUUUUAAUCACUUCAGGUUUGGACGAUACGAUACCAUCGUCAUACUUCGAUAAUAGAGACAGAAGAGAAUACCCAUUCACAAUUCAUAUUUUUGAAAAUGGAAUUUUAGUUAGGUUACUAAUAGAUAAUAUCGUUAAUAACUUUUCUGAACUUCGUGAUAAUUCAAUCAAACUAUUAACCAUUGCUUUUCACUCUACAAAUUCUUUAAAGAUACAGUCUGAGAUUAAAUUUGAUUUAAUGAUUGAAAAGGCGAAUGAUAUGUUUAAUCGGUACCAGACAUGUGAUUUAGGUGCUCAAUUACAUGUAUUUUUAUUUUUGAAUUCAAGCGAGAAAGACAAAUACCUUAAUGAUAUGUUGACUAAAUUGAUAAGUGUAAUUCCAACUUCCGAUGAGGAUUAUAUAUCCAGAAUUAAUACCCCUGUCAGUGGAUACUGUACUUCAUUGGGUUUAAUCUUACAGCAGACGGAUAAUUUUAAAGACAUGCAGACAAUUCCAAUUGAAUCUAUAUUACGAGCGGUACUCAAAGUCUGGGAUAUCACAAAGGAAGUAUUAAGUCAUGAUUCCUCAGAUGGUAUUUUGCCACCUGUUUUUGUCAAAUCUAAUGUUCCAGACCAAAUUAUAAUAAGUUAUGCAUUCAAAUUUGUAAAAGAAUGUUCUUUAAUAUUAGAAAGCAUUUUAACUUACCAUGCAUUAGAUCACGAUCAAAUGUUCUCAAUCGGUGAACUUCUUAUUAAUCAGUUGUUAAACAUACGUCAUAGUGGAGCUUUUCAAGCUAGUUUACCAGCAUUUGUUUCAUAUUGUAAUAGAUGUGCUAAAGAAGAACCAGAGUUACUAAAUAACUGGUUAGUUAUGGUAAUUGAAUCCAUUAAGAAUAAAACACAGCAUAUUACUAGAAGAUCAGGAGGUAUGCCAUUUUUAAUCGCUACAAUUUUAUCGACUGAAAAAGGGACGGAAAGACCUAAAUUGGCAUAUGCCAUUGAAACAUUACAUGAUAUUUCAAUUCAACCUAUCGGAGAGCAUCAGGAUAAACUUGAUUUACCACAGAUUAAUGCCUUUAAUUGCAUAAGAAGUAUUUUUAUCGAAUCAAAACUAUCUGAGCCAUGCACUCCAUAUAUAGCUAAAGCUUUAAAACUGGCUAUAUCUUUUUUUACUUCAGAACACUGGGCGCUACGAAAUUGUUGUAUUAUGUUGUUCACCACCCUACAAAAUAGGCUAUUUGGCAAGCCUGGUAAAAAUAUGAGUGCUCGAUUGUUUUUUACAAGAUAUCGUGGAGUAAGGGAGUUAUUACUCAAAGUUCUUGAUUCUGUAUACUCAGAAAAAAAUGAUACUCAUUUAGAAUCCAUUUUUCUAGUUUUAAGUCUGUUAUCGAGAUUAAAACCAACCCCAGAUUACUAUGGUUUGAAAGCAUUUGAGAAUUCAGUAAUGUUAUGCUUACGCAAUCCUAAUUGGAAAAUAAGAGACAUGGCUAGUAGAAUAAUAGCGUCCCUUGUUGAAAAUAAUUUUACUACAUGUUUUUCACUCGUGAGUAAUAUUGGAAUAAAAAACCAAAACCAAUUGCAUGGUAAUCUUUUAGCUCUUAGGAAUAUCGUUAACUACAAUUUGAAUAAUUCCAUUGAUAGUGAAAGUUGUUCCGAAUUGUUAAGAUUGCUUCUAAUUAAAGUCGAUGAAUUUCUAAUUAAAAAUAACUCUUUUGUCACUUCAAAAGUGUACUUAGAGGUGGUUAAACUUUUAGCUAUUGGACGCUCUGACUACUGCAAACUUGAAUACCAAAACUUUAUUAACGUGCUUGGUAAUUUUUAUGUUAACAAUCUAGUUUCAUCGAGUGUAGAUGGUUCAAAGCAACUUUGUUUAGCUAUUGCAACAGACCUAUUAUUAACAAUGGAGUCACCAGAUAAUAUUAAAGAUAUUACACUUUUAACAAUACUAUCUCCAUAUUAUGAAGCUCAGAUUGUUUGCCUCGACUAUAUUAGAAUGAAGCCUGAUAUAUUUAUGAACAAUAAAGAAAUUAUUAAUUGUUUGAUUGAACUUUACAACGUGGAUACCUUAUUCGAAGAUUGUAAGUAUAGAAUAGUUGAUGUCUUGAACAUAUUAAAUUCAUCAUUGGAUUAUGUUAUAUUAUUCGAUAUUAUUGAUUCUCAGUGUAGUGAAAACCUAAAAUUGUCCUCAUUAAAAUGUUUAGGAGAGAAUAUCACAGCUGAUAAUAUUCAAGGUCCUUGGGAAAAAAUCCUACUUUAUGUCGGUGAUGAUAUGCCUGAAACCUAUAGAGAAGCUGCAUUGAAAUGUAUUAUUAAUUAUUUCAAUAAUUCAAAUGAUCCUAAAGCAUUGUGGCAAAUUUAUAGGAUGUUAAAUGAUGAUGAUGAUGAUAUAAGAGAAAUGUCUUCACAUUAUUUGGCUGAAACUUUUUUACAAUUAGAAGAAUGGAGAUAUGAUACAAGUCCAACUGCUGUUUGUAAACUAUUUAAGAAAUCCUUUAUCGAGCAGUAUGAUAAUAACUUAAUUCAAGAAAUUUUAGUGAAAGAGCUUAAAGAAUUCAUUACAACGUUCAGUUGUAUUUUUGUUAAAUCAGUUAAAGAGGUUCAACUUUUUGAUAAGGAAAAAGAUAAUCAGUAUAGAAAUGACAUUUCUUACUACAUGGAUGUGUUGGACAUGGUUUCUAUGACACAACAUAAUAAUAUUAUUGUUAAUGAAAUAGUUUCAUCAAUUAAACAAGUUUUAUUAAAAUUAAAAAAUGAAGUAAAAACAGAUUCAUUUUUGGGUUGGUCAUCUGAUCCAGAUGUAUUCUCUAAAUUAGUUGUUCUUCACAGAUUGGUUAAACUUUUUUCUCCUGAGGAAUCAGAUAAAUUUGAUGACUUGAUGAUAAGCAAUAAAAUUCAUCCACUUAUUGUACAUGGAGAAUUCCACUAA